ACUGACAUGACAGUAUCAGUUACCCGUCACCCGUCGCGAGCAACACUGCAUAGAAGCUAAUAAUCAUUGCUGUCGCUUGUCUAUCACUGCCUAAUCUAUCAGUGCGGGUUACCGAAAGGCGCUACCCGAGUGGCUAUAUAAUACGGGUAGCAACACCUCCGCACCCGUUCGUUCAUCAAACAAUCCAUUGAGUUAGCCUCCCGUAACCGGAAAAAGGUUUCCCCGUCACAUUUCCACCUCAAACUUCAAUCUUUCAUCAACCAUUUACUCGUACACUCCCCCCCGUAAACUCAAUUCCAACAACCUACCUUCCCACCAUCGCAACAACAAAAUGCCACCACCACCCCACCUCUCCUUCGCUCAGAGCGCCUACCACGAGCUCUCUCUCUACUCUCACAUCCCCGCCGCCCGGCAACCGCAAAUCCUCCGCGUGAUCUCAGGCAUAACCGGCAUGCUCCCAGAAACCACGCUGGAACACCACCUAGUAUACAAGCCCAAGCGGCCGCGCCAGCUGGGACAGAACAUGGAGCUAUACUACCUACAACUGAUCUCCAUCGUACCCGAAGAGCAAAAGCAUGGGGAAGUGGAAGGAGGAUACGACGUGAAGAGUCAGAAAUGGCGUAUGCGAUUGGAGGACGUCCCAGAGCCUACGAGGAAGCCGGUCACCUCUAGGAAUGUACUCGGCGCUGGGUUUGGCGAGGGGGAUUCGUUGGGGUUGGUGGAUAGUUUGGGAUUCAUGUUUGUUCCCACCACCACUGCCACCACCUCUGGUCUUUCUUGGGUUUACUAAGAUUUUUACAAAGGCUGCAAACAAAUUACUUCAUGACGGUGUCUACACUGAUACACAAUAAUAUCAUCAUCACGCUGAGUCAGGUCCUACUCCCCCCCACAUCUCACGCUGCCCCCAACGCGCAGUACGGAAAUCCCUAUCCGACGUCUGGAUUGCAGCCUCUCGACCCGGCCAGGUCUUGGGUCCUCAGGGCCGCCGUCAGAGUGCAAAGUCACCAGGAUCUUGAAAGCAUUAAUACCGGCGUUAAUGAGCUGAAGGGGUUUAAGGAGUUGAUGAGGGGUAUGUGUGGUUUGGAGGUUGUGGAGAGGUUGGCGUUGGAUACUAGGGUUCGGUAGUUGCGCGAUUGGUUGGAGUGUGCGGUAUUAUGGUAUCGGGUGGGUGGGAUUGUCUGUUCUUUUUUUUUUUUUUUUUUCACGAUUUUUUUCUUAUUGCGCUUUGGGGGUGUUUAAGCAAUGGGCGUUGUAUUUUUUUUUGAUUUUUUGAUUUUUUUCCCGGUUUUUGAUCGGUUUGCUGCAGAUUAUUGGUCGUGGUGCUGCCGUGAAUGCGGUUUGUUCGUCUAGCUCAGAUCUGGGGGUGAGAUACGGGGAUCCUGAGGUUAGGUGUACCUAAAUAGUCUUUUGUAUGUUCGAGAGAUAUCAUUCUUGGCACUUC
Messenger RNA from Tuber aestivum (summer truffle), 1441 nucleotides. The record is from the annotation of a GenBank genome assembly. Lineage: Eukaryota; Fungi; Ascomycota; Pezizomycetes; Pezizales; Tuberaceae.